This is a messenger RNA of Balaenoptera musculus (blue whale), 1938 nucleotides long. It is a transcript of the gene GAPT, whose product is annotated as GRB2 binding adaptor protein, transmembrane. The record is from RefSeq and is a predicted model, not a curated record. The coding region runs from base 584 to 1057 and encodes 157 amino acids. NCBI's taxonomy places the organism in Eukaryota, Metazoa, Chordata, Mammalia, Artiodactyla, Balaenopteridae. Gene Ontology annotation, cellular component: membrane. The transcript has 3 exons.
AAAUGAUGUGAAAGGAGGAAGUAAAGAAGGAAGUAACUGACCUACGUGAAAAAGAGGAACAAGUUCUAAACAAAAGCAGGUUUAACACAUAACCAAAAGAAGAAAAGAAAGCUCGGCAUACCAAUCUCAAGGUGUUGUGCUUUUCUUUAGGAGUAUUCAGAGGAAAAGACCUGAUCCCUGCCCACCAUUUAACCAGCAGGCACGUGGAUGGCAGAUCGUUCAACCUUCCCUUCCUUGAGUUUUCUACUCUGCUAUUAUUUUCCACUCAUUUGUGCUUCAUUUUGUGAUUCACUGAUAAAAAAGGAAGUGGAGUUGAAUGAAAUCCCCCUGACACAGUGCAAUUAUACAACAACAAUUGUAUAAUCAUCAGCUACAACAAGAGCCAGCUUCCAAAAUCAAGUUUACUCAUCUCUCCUCUACGUACACCAGGACUUUGCCAUGAUGUUCUUUCAUAUCUGAAACAGAAAUGCCUAAAAGAGCUUCCGAAAUUACUUUCAAACCAUAUCCUACAAAGAAUUACAGUGGACUGUACCUGUGAAUUCAUUAAGCGCUACACCAUACUACAAAACAGUACUGUGCAGAAAUGCUGAAAAGCUGUGGAAAUACUUCAGUGGCCGUUUCCUUAGGAAUUUCCCUUCUUUUACUGUUGGUGAUCUGUGGAAUUGGGUGUGUUUGGCACUGGAAACAGCAUAAUACAGUGCAAUUUACCUUACCAAAGUUUUUGCAAAGGAGAAAAAGGAGAAAAGACUAUACUAAAAGAGUCUCCUUGAGCCCCCAGGUUAUCGGCCCAAGACAUAAAAUCUCAGUUCAAACCCAAGACCACAGCUCUGCUGGGAAGGACACUAACAUACAUGACAACUAUGAAAAUGUGGAAGCGUGUCCUCCCCAAGCUAAAGAAGAAACAGACAACGGAAUAUAUGAAAACACUUGGCAGACCAAUUUCGAGGAACAUAUCUAUGGAAAUGAGACACUAUGUGACCAUUAUAAGUUGAAGAAGCCUAGUGCUUCUGAAGAAGCUCAAGGCGAAGACAUAUAUAUUCUUCCGGAUUCAUAUUAACUUUUCAAAAUGUGGGUUUAGUUAUUGGAGGAUAAAUAUUUGCUGGAACUUUUAUUGUACUGAUAACAUUAUUAAUCAAGUUCUUCUGUUGAAACUUAAUGAUGUCUGUUUUAUCUCCACCCUUCUGAAUCCUCUCUGCGUGUAUCACUGUGGAUUAAUUCUAGAUAUCCUCUCCACCCUCCUUGCCCUGGAUUAAUUCUGCAUUAUGUUUUAUUGAUUCUUCCUUCUGAACAUUACUUGUUAUAUUUUUCUUCUUUUUCUAUCUCCACCAUCUUUUCUGGCUCAGGAUUGUUGUCACAGUCUGCUAACUAGUCUUUCUGGCUCUAGUUUCUACAUAAUCAGUGAUGCUGCAUCAAUCCCCGUGAUGUUGCCAGAUUCAUCUGCAGAAGAUAUUCCCAACAGCCACCUCACUCCUUUGCAUAUAACCUCUUAAUGUCGCCUCUUUGUAAAAGACAUACUACUCAUAAUUCUAACUCCAGAAUUCAUGAUUUUACACAGUUGGUUCAAAUUCACUUUUCCAGUGACUUCUACUAAUCUCUCACUUCUUUGUUUUCAUCAGAAUCAUCUGAAAACCUGCCAAACCCAUCCCUCCUCCACAGCUUUGCUUGUCCACCCCCUCUUAAGCCUGCCUCAGAUCAUAACUUCUUCCACAAGUUUCUUGAAUCAUUCCAAACCUACAUUUGCCUUUUUUCUUUUCCUGAUCUCUUAUAGAUCUUGCUGCCUGUUCAAUUCUUUGGGCGUUUAAACAUAUGAAUGAUUGCAAUGGCAUUUUAUUAUCUAGUGUCAUAUGAGAAUGUCUUAAAUUCCCUACUAAAUAGUAAGGAACUGUCUCAUAUUCAUAUUUUAGCUCCAAUACCUAGACCACCAUAUGAGGCACUCAA